Molecule: messenger RNA, 408 nt
Organism: Colletotrichum karsti
Lineage: Eukaryota; Fungi; Ascomycota; Sordariomycetes; Glomerellales; Glomerellaceae
Exons: 2
Coding region: 1-408 (135 amino acids)
Source: RefSeq, a predicted model, not a curated record
AUGUGCUACAUCAUCGACAGCACCUGCAGCCUCUGCUACAAACCCAUCUGCAUGAAGAUCAACAUCUGCCCGCAAGUAUCGAACGGGUCCAUCAGCCUCUCCGACGAGAUCUCGAACUACGAGAUCCUAAAGAACUCGAAGCAGAACGAGGAGGAGACGCUGAACGCCACGAACUCGACGAACGAGGAUUCUGGCAGCAACUCCGGCAUCCCGGACUCGAUAAGAAGCCCGAGGAUACGGGCCGUCCUCCAGAAGUCGAAAGUCGGGGACAAGAUUUCGUUCGACAUCACGGAAGACCUCGUAGUGACCACCAACCUCGUCGACAAGAGGCCGACCAAGUCGCCAGCUGUCAGCGAGAUGGCGGAGAUCACAAUACAGUCUAACACGAGCGGAAGCGAGCAACUCUAG